Pocillopora verrucosa is the source of this 1301-nucleotide messenger RNA. Its product is annotated as serine--tRNA ligase. NCBI's taxonomy places the organism in Eukaryota, Metazoa, Cnidaria, Anthozoa, Scleractinia, Pocilloporidae. The record is from RefSeq and is a predicted model, not a curated record.
UCUAGAGUUCAUUGUCACAGUCCUAUGAGGCAAAAAAGGAAUUGAGAACAAAAUGCACGGGAGGAAACACAUGGCAGGUAGAUCGGAAAUUUCACAAACUUUAAAAUUUAAAGGGAUGAGAAACUGUCAAGAAUCUAAGAAGCUUAAUUCUUCGGUGGAUAGGUUUAAAAAGGAAUACGAAAAGAAACUUCGGGAAUUGUCGGUGCAGCAAUCAGUUCUCCUCGAAUCUCAAAGGAGACGAGAAUCCCGAAGACGCUCUCUCCCCUCAACGGCUGACCCAAAGAGCGAAGAUGAAAUGAGAAGCGUCGCCGAAAAGAUCUUGCAACGGAGUUCUCUCUCCGAUUCCGCCUUGGAUCAGUACGCUAAGGGGCUAAGAUCUGGAUUAAAGGGCGAAAACAAAUCUCCAUUAUCGACGUCUCCUCUUCUAAAAUUGCCGAGUAUAACAAUCCAGAAAGAUGCAGGAACAGGGAAGAUAGAGUUAGAGGAAGUCACGCCGACAAAGACGCCAAAAAACAAGCUCAAGUACUCGAAACAAGCGCAAGCAAGGCUGGAUAUACAAGAUUUAACGACCAAGCUAUCGAACGGUUAUUCCGCAUCCAUUAUUGCAUCUCCACCAAUGACGAGAUCAGCGCGAAGGGGGAGUUUACAAGUCACGAAUUUGUUUUCUUCGGCUGUGGAAGUAGCUGUCUCAAAUCGAAGGGUGUUGAUGCGGAGAGGAAGCUGCCCUGACUUGAGCUUAAACCUGUGGGCUAAGGACAAGAAAUUUAUCGGGGGGAACUGUAGCGGGACAUUCGAAAACCAAAACUUUACCAGACAGGUGGAGGAGAUGAAGAGGUGUCGAUAUUUGAGGUUUCCCACUUCCAUUAGAGAGGAUGAUGAAGAAAAAAAUGAAUCGGGUUUUACAGAAAAAUGACCAUCUUAGUAGCGAGUACGGCAACUGGGAAAGGUGUAACGAUUUUGGAGGAAAUCGUGUUUAAAGUUCAGAAACUAACUCUCACUGUGGAUUAAAAUGUAACAGCUUAUUCACGGAUGUACCUGAUUCCAACAAAAGAAUAAGAAGGCAAAGGUGAUCCAUUCUUCUGCGACAAAGUACAAUGUUACUCAAAUGUAUGUACUGCACAUUUCUCAAUUUGUAUUAUGACUUACUCUUUUCCAAAGGCAUGCACUUAUCAGUCAUCGAUGUAAUAAAGGGAUUUCUGAAGAACUGUCUCUCGCUCGACUGUAGACUGUAGAAUGUAACGGUUUCGCAAAUUUUCAAACUUUUUUUGUAGUCCUUUUAACUGUGAAUCAUGCAUUUUAUG